AAAGCAACCCCUUCAUGGUGUGAAAGACUGAAAGCCACUUGCCAUAAUAACCCCUGUCCUGUACUCCGUACAGUGAACACAAGAAAGAAGUGUCAGCAAAGGGCAUGGAUAAUUCCAGCCAACUAGUACGGCCGCUCAAGUCUCUGGGGCUGCAUCUCCCUCCGAGCUGCAUAGAGUUCUGUCCAGCAUUCCCGUCGUACUUUUUGGUUGGAACAUAUUGCCUUGAGCCCGAAACACCCAACUUGGGCAGUGAGGGUGCGGAGUCAGAUGCGAACGCAGAGGCACAAAGUGAGACAGAAGAAGACUCUCGCCGACGCAAGCAACCGCAGAGCCGGAAUGGUAGCAUCAUUGUCUUCCAACUGUUGAGCGGGGAUGUAACUCCCCUGCAAACCAUACCCCAACCUUCUGCGAUCCUAGAUCUCCGCUUCAACCCCAACGACGGCAGCCGCGAUGUCUGUGCCGUCGUGUCCAGCACCGCCACUCUUGCCCUCUUCAGGCUUUCUCCUGGCCCAAGCGAGGGCCAGCAGCAGCACCAGCAGCCGUUGAAGCAUGUGGCAACAAUGGACCUCGCGGCACUGUCGCGAGGCGCCAUCGGCCCGCCGCCCGACGGGACCGAGAUCCUCUUCCUUUCCUUCUGCUGGCACCCGUCGCGGCCCGACCUGGCGGCUGUCACCACGUCGACCGGACAUGUGUACAUUGUACACAUACCUAUCCUUGAUGAAGGAAAUAGCUGGGAGCUCCGUCCGGAACCUGUCAUCACGCACAUGCUUGAGACGUGGUGUGCGGCCAUCUCUCCAGCCGCCACCAUCCCUUCAGACUCGAAGCAGCAGUCCGAAGACGGCGGACGGCAAGGCGGCGCCGAGGUGGUGGAGAAGGAGGCUGUUUUCAGGGUAUAUUCAGGCGGCGACGACUCGAUGCUGCGCUUCACGACGUGCCGCUGGGGCCGCGAGGGCUUGCUUACCGAUACUAUUUCCCCGCGGGACUCGAGAGGGCACGAUGCUGGGGCCACAGCAAUUUUGCCGUUGUUCAUUGAGGAGCAGGACGGCAUUCAGCAUGAACUGGUGGUUACGGGCAGCUAUGAUGAGCGCAUCAGGCUAUUCGCAAUUCCUCUUCGCAUCGGCGGUGGCAAGGCAAAGAAUCUUGCCGAGAGCAGCCUCGGCGGCGGGGUCUGGAGACUGAAGUUGAUUGACCUGGACCGACGUGCCCAACCUGAUUACAGCUGGCGAGCGAGAAUACUGGCUUCGUGCAUGCACGCGGGCGUGAGGAUCGUCGAGCUGACUGGGACUGCGGCGAGCGAGUAUCACUUCCGAGUCCUCUGCCGUUUCGAAGAGCACAAGAGCAUGAACUAUGGGAGCGAUUAUCAGCCUGGCUGGAGAGACAAGCUGUCAGUCGUAUCCACUAGCUUCUACGACAACCUGUUGUGCCUCUGGGAAUUUGCGAGCCCCUGA
This is a messenger RNA of Canariomyces notabilis, 1448 nucleotides long. RefSeq lists its product as uncharacterized. Gene Ontology annotation, molecular function: protein binding; diphthine methylesterase activity. Gene Ontology annotation, cellular component: cytoplasm. Lineage: Eukaryota; Fungi; Ascomycota; Sordariomycetes; Sordariales; Chaetomiaceae. The record is from RefSeq and is a predicted model, not a curated record. Gene Ontology annotation, biological process: protein histidyl modification to diphthamide. The coding region runs from base 105 to 1448 and encodes 447 amino acids. The transcript has 2 exons.